GGGAUCUUCUACCCCUAAUGUAUUGCAGUCAUUAGACCCUCCAUUCACGCCCUCCCGGAGGGAGUCCCACUAAUUUCUUGAACCAUUCUGAGCUCCCCUGUCAGACAGGUCAGACUACGAUGGGACAGAUAUUCCAUCGGACGUUUCCGGAUCCAGCGCCGACAUUGCAGUCCGAUGCGGAGAGGCCAUCAUGGUAUCUACGACUUCCCAACAUCUCCACAAGAUCCAAGGCCGCCCAAUUAGUCGCGACUGCGUCGGCGACCGUGUUUAACAAUCGCAUCCCGGUUGAGGAUCACACCCCAGUCGAGGAUCCCUGUGAUGACAAUGAUUACAGCGACCUGGGAUCGGUUGCAAGGGAAACUGACAAGGGCCAUUUUGACGUCGAAACCCUGAACUGGAAGGCCGUGGGUACGUUUGAGGAUGGGACGAACUACAUACAGUGGUUGGUCAUACCGGCACUGGCAGCUUACAUGAAAGCAACGAAGGACAUAGCAUUGGUCGCGUUGAAGGAUGGCGAGAAUGCCGAUGACGUGCUGGCGCAGUUGGACAACGACCGUGCAUAUUUGAUUAGCUUUUUAGGUGUCGACAACAAAGCGCAUCCAAUGUUCACUUACUUUAACUAAGUACUUGUUUUCCAUCAUACUCUACUCUAAUACAUUGUUUUAUUGCCAGGUUUCACACUAGUGGUCCAAUGGGAGUGGUGGUAUAUAUGAUACAGUAGCAACUUGAUGGCAACAGUCAGAAGUAUAAUGUCCAGAACAUGAAGUCAAAUA
Messenger RNA from Suillus subalutaceus, 773 nucleotides. RefSeq lists its product as uncharacterized. The record is from RefSeq and is a predicted model, not a curated record. Lineage: Eukaryota; Fungi; Basidiomycota; Agaricomycetes; Boletales; Suillaceae. Bases 120 to 623 code for a protein of 167 amino acids. The transcript is spliced from 2 exons.